Molecule: messenger RNA, 1704 nt
Organism: Saccharomyces mikatae IFO 1815
Lineage: Eukaryota; Fungi; Ascomycota; Saccharomycetes; Saccharomycetales; Saccharomycetaceae
Gene: HXT13
Product: hexose transporter HXT13
Exons: 1
Coding region: 1-1704 (567 amino acids)
Biological process (GO): carbohydrate transport; transmembrane transport
Cellular component (GO): plasma membrane
Molecular function (GO): carbohydrate:proton symporter activity
Source: RefSeq, a predicted model, not a curated record
AUGUCUACUGUACAAUCUUCUGUCGGAAGUGAUACAGAUAUUCAGAACGCUUCUAAUGCCGAUGUUCAUAUCGCACCACGUGUGGAAAAAGAGUGGUCUGAUGAGUUUGAUGACAACGAAGUUUUAAAUGGGGAUACAAUAGAGCCUCCAAAGAGGGGCCUUCUAGGUUACCUCGUCAUCUAUUUACUCUGUUAUCCUAUAUCCUUUGGAGGUUUCCUACCUGGUUGGGAUAGUGGUAUUACAGCAGGUUUCAUCAACAUGGACAACUUCAAAAUGAACUUUGGAUCCUACAAGCACAGUACUGGAGAGUACUACUUAAGCAAUGUUCGUAUGGGUCUUUUGGUCGCCAUGUUUAGUGUCGGAUGUGCUAUAGGGGGUGUCUCUUUCGCCCGUUUUGCCGAUAAGUUAGGCAGAAGGCUAGCAAUUGUGAUUGUGGUAUUGGUAUAUAUGGUUGGUGCCAUUAUUCAGAUCAGUUCAAACCAUAAAUGGUACCAAUACUUUGUCGGUAAGAUCAUUUACGGUCUCGGUGCUGGUGGUUGUUCGGUGUUGUGUCCAAUGCUUUUGUCGGAAAUAGCACCCAAGGACCUGAGAGGUGGGCUUAUUUCAUUGUACCAACUGAACAUGACCUUUGGUAUUUUCUUAGGUUAUUGUAGUGUUUAUGGAACAAGGAAAUAUGACAACACUGCACAAUGGAGAGUGCCUCUUGGGCUUUGCUUUUUGUGGGCCCUGAUUAUCAUCAUUGGUAUGCUAUUGGUCCCAGAAUCACCCAGGUAUUUGAUCGAGUGUGAAAGACAUGAGGAUGCAUGUAUUUCGAUUGCAAAGAUUAACAAGGUUUCACCAGAGGAUCCAUGGGUACAGAGACAGGUUGAAGAAAUCAACGUCGGGGUGCUCGCCCAAAAGGAACUAGGAGAAGCAUCAUGGAAGGAACUUUUCUCAAUUAAAACAAAGGUUCUUCAACGUUUGAUUACAGGGAUCCUAGUGCAAACAUUUUUGCAACUUACCGGUGAAAACUACUUUUUCUUCUACGGAACUACCAUCUUCAAAUCUGUCGGGCUUACUGACGGUUUUGAGACCUCAAUCGUUUUGGGUACCGUGAAUUUCUUCUCCACUAUCAUCGCUGUUAUGGUCGUCGACAAGAUCGGUCGUCGUAAAUGUCUAUUGUUCGGUGCAGCUGGAAUGAUGGCUUGUAUGGUUAUAUUUGCUAGUAUCGGGGUGAAAUGUCUUUACCCCCAUGGCCAGGAUGGUCCCUCUUCGAAAGGUGCAGGUAAUGCUAUGAUUGUGUUCACCUGCUUUUAUAUAUUCUGCUUCGCAACAACAUGGGCACCAGUCGCUUAUAUCGUGGUUGCUGAGUCGUUCCCUUCGAAGGUCAAGUCCAGAGCUAUGUCCAUUUCAACUGCAUUCAACUGGCUAUGGCAAUUCUUGAUCGGUUUCUUCACACCAUUCAUUACCGGCUCGAUCCAUUUCUACUAUGGUUAUGUGUUUGUUGGAUGUUUGGUUGCCAUGUUUUUGUACAUAUUCUUCUUUUUACCAGAAACAAUCGGUUUAUCUUUGGAAGAAAUCCAAUUACUGUACGAAGAAGGUGUGAAGCCAUGGAAAUCCACAUCUUGGGUUCCACCAUCAAGGAGAGGAGUCCAUUCAGAAGAGACUGAGACUCAGGAGAAAGAUUGGAAGAAAUUUUUGAAGUUUUCAAAGGCUUCUAAUUGA